AUGACCUCACCCUUCCUCUCUCCAUACGCAGUCGGCGAACCAGACACCGAGCCGCUCCUCAUCACCGUCCGCUUCUCCGCCUCAAUCCCCGACCUCCAACUAGACGUCCCAGAGCCCGAGACCACAACAGGCGCAGGUCUAAAGCAACUAAUCCGAGCGCAACUCGCCAAACCCCUGUCAUCCCACCGACUACGCCUCAUCUACGCCGGCCGCGGUCUCGAAGACACAGCCGCAUUAACAGCCUCACUAAAGCUCCCUUCGUCACCAAGCCGGAGCCCUCGCCCCGUAGCAGACCAACCCGAGACACCAGAAGAAAAUGGCAAAGGAAAGCAGGCGGUGCGCGAUACCCGCCCACGAAUUUACAUCCACUGCUCGAUCGGCGACAUCGUACUCUCAGACGCAGACUUAGCUAGCGAAGCAAGCGUGUCAUCAACGAUCCUUCUGCAACAGAAGCAACAGAAAACUAACACAGGAAAGAAACUUUUCGGCAAGGAUGUCUCGACAUCUCGUCACUCCCAGACCCAGACCCAGACCCAGACCCAGUCCCAGUCAACUACCACCACACCCGCACCCCGCGGUUUCGACCGCCUCCUCUCGGCCGGCUUCACGGCGGCUGAGGUCACCGCUCUGCGCUCCCAGUUCCUGGCCAUGCAGUCUGUUUCCCGGACGCCGGAUACUAUGCCUACUGGCGACCAGCUGCGGGAUCUUGAGGACCGCUGGAUGGAUGAGGGGUCGACGGCGGCGCAGGUGCAGGGUGGGUUUGGGGAGGGGGGUGGUAUCGGGGAUGACGAGGGCGGGAUUGGAUCUGGAUCGCGUGGGGCGAUGGAUGAUAUGCUUUGGGGCGCUGUUAUGGGGUUCUUUUGGCCUGUUGGUUGUGCGAUGUGGUUGCGCAGAGAGGAAGGGGUGUGGAGUUGGAGGAAGGGGGUGGCUGUUUGUGUGGGUGUUAUUGUUAAUGCUGUUUUUGGGGCGAUGAGGAUUAUGAACUGA
Molecule: messenger RNA, 987 nt
Organism: Penicillium roqueforti
Lineage: Eukaryota; Fungi; Ascomycota; Eurotiomycetes; Eurotiales; Aspergillaceae
Product: DSC3 family protein
Exons: 1
Coding region: 1-987 (328 amino acids)
Biological process (GO): protein processing
Cellular component (GO): endoplasmic reticulum; Dsc E3 ubiquitin ligase complex
Source: RefSeq, a predicted model, not a curated record